AAAGAUAAAUCCAGCCGCAUCCGCUCGCAAAUCCGGCCAUUGUGCCGCUGAGGAGAAGAGGCGAUGGACCGUUUUCGCUUCUUGCUUUUGGUCGCCGUUCUUUGCUCGGCCCAAACCACAGAGCAAAGCCAGAAAAGCGGAUUUGCCGAGCUACAGCAAAUUAACAGCAAGUUUAAAAAUCUGGAGGCCAAAGUGGCGGAAUCGGACAAGGAAAUUUCAACGCAGCUUCAGUCAAUUCUCGCUUUGAUGGGCUUAGUUCGGGAAAAACAAGACAAGUUGGAGAAGAAGUUCGACGAUUCAUUUGAGGUAAAUUUCGAUUGCAAAUCGUUGCUGCAGCAAAUUUCAGUUUUGACCAAACAGGCCGACGCGUCGCAAAAGCAAUUUGAUCGGGUGGUCAAAAUCAAAGACGAAGAAAUUAGGUUGAAGGAGCAGCAGAUUUUGAAUUUGGAAAGAGUAAAAAUUGAUUUGCAGACUCAGUUGUCAACAAAAGAAGAGGAAAUCAAAACACAACAGAUCUCAAAUUUGGAAAGUGAGAAAAACCAAACGUCCUGCAGCGCUCUUGCCCAAGCAGAAAAUUUGAAGUUACUGUCAAACGGAAAGAAGUAUUAUUUCCAUCCCAGUUAUGCAAACUGGACUUUUGCAAACGAGACUUGCAGCAAAAAAGGCCUCCAUUUGGCCUCAAUUAAAGAUCAAAAUGACGCUCAGGUGGUCGCGGCUGAAGCUUACAAAAUUGAUCCUACCGAUGCUUGGUUUGUUUCGGCGAAAAUCCGAGCAAGUGAAAAGGACUUGCGUUGGCAGGACGGGACGAAAUUGGACUUGGACAGUCAUUUGUGGAAGGACGGCGCGGACAAAAGCAAGGACUGCGUUUGGAUCUUCAAUUGGCCCAAGGGAAAGUUGAGCAGCGCAACUUGCUCCCAUCGACAGCCUUUCAUUUGCCAACUGCCCAGCGAAUGUUACUAAAAAAAUAAUUUUGUUU
This is a messenger RNA of Neocloeon triangulifer, 976 nucleotides long. Its product is annotated as C-type lectin domain family 4 member F-like. The record is from RefSeq and is a predicted model, not a curated record. The transcript has 10 exons. Lineage: Eukaryota; Metazoa; Arthropoda; Insecta; Ephemeroptera; Baetidae. The coding region runs from base 64 to 960 and encodes 298 amino acids.